CAACGCUUUGCGUUAAAAUUGAUACCACAGCAUGGGAAGACUUAUCAAACUUACCUGCGGAUCCGCCGAAAAUGCGUUCCAAGUGCAGUAAAUGCGGUCGACCCGCACCGGUUUGCUGGUGUUUUGCUCUGCCUCCGAAGCCACUGAAUCCUCGGGCCCGUAUCGUUUUGCUACAGCAUCCUGCCGAAGAGAAACGUGCUCUGAGAACGGCACCAAUGUUGUCAGAAGGUCUUGCCCCGGGCAAAUGUCUUAUUUACAAGGGUAAAAAAUUUCCCCGCCAUAACGAGGAACUUGCCAUCUUGUCGGAUAAGAAUUCCCUUCUCUUGUAUCCCAGCGCAACGUCGGUUCCGAUUGAGCAAAUCGAUCCGAACGCUGGACCAUACAAUCUCAUUCUUAUCGACGGAACGUGGCCGCAGGCAAAAGGAAUCUACAGUAGUUCCACGAUAUUGCACGGUAUGCGCCAGGUGAAGCUAACGUCGUCCGGCAUAAGCAGUUACAUCAUCCGUACACAGCCUACUGAAGGUUGUCUUAGCACACUUGAGACAGCCGUAGAAGCUUUAAGCCUCCUUGAACAAGACAGGCGGUACCGUGACCAGCUACUGAAGCCCUUGCACGCUAUGUGCCAGUCCCAGCUAGAUAAUGGAGCCGUAACGCACCAAUCGAAAGAGUUUCUUAUUCGCCACAACCAAUACCUGAAACCGAUCGGGCGACGAUUGAACCGGCUUCUGAGGACAGCAGACAAUCUUAAAGGCAAUUACGACCCGGAAACGGAUGCUAAUCGGACUGAGAAAGACGGUGGACCGGAUCCAACUCAGUACUCGCGGUACUGACCAAAACGUUAACUUCUAAGUUUUAGGAUUUUAUUAUACCACUUUAUAUUGUACUGAUUUCAUAACAUAAAAUAGAGUAUAGCUUUGUUAUGUAUAUACACACACACUGCAGAACUAUCGGUGAAAUCGACUCUACUAGCGAUUUUGCAGUUGCCUCGUAGCGUGCAGUUGAUAGCCAUGCGAUUGAUUCAAUCAAUGCGCUAGUCUUUCUCUGGAGAUCUGUUGCAAAAUAACGCGUGGAUACUAAGAACGCAGAACUAAGCGACUGAGGAUGCUAAGGAGCCAAGCUAUUGGUUGGUUAUCUUAGUUGCGUCGAUAGUUAACCGAUCACCAAUUGGGAACAAACAUAGAA
Messenger RNA from Anopheles cruzii, 1182 nucleotides. RefSeq names its product tRNA-uridine aminocarboxypropyltransferase 2 (gene Dtwd2). The record is from RefSeq and is a predicted model, not a curated record. Bases 72 to 830 code for a protein of 252 amino acids. NCBI's taxonomy places the organism in Eukaryota, Metazoa, Arthropoda, Insecta, Diptera, Culicidae. The transcript has 3 exons.